Chinchilla lanigera (long-tailed chinchilla) is the source of this 911-nucleotide messenger RNA. RefSeq names its product zinc finger protein 449-like. Gene Ontology annotation, biological process: regulation of transcription by RNA polymerase II. The record is from RefSeq and is a predicted model, not a curated record. Gene Ontology annotation, molecular function: RNA polymerase II cis-regulatory region sequence-specific DNA binding; DNA-binding transcription factor activity, RNA polymerase II-specific. NCBI's taxonomy places the organism in Eukaryota, Metazoa, Chordata, Mammalia, Rodentia, Chinchillidae.
CUGUGUCCACCAAUACGGGUCCUUCAGAAAGUGGCAGCAACCCAUAAGCACCUGCUCCUGCAGGAGUGCACUGUUCUGCAAGGGCAAUGGCAUUUGCACUCAUUUCAGACAAGAGCUUUGUAUUUGGCUGCAUUUAAAACCCACCUGCCAAGGCAUAAAACCUGGAGUUUUCAUCUAUAGUGCCACUAUCCUGGAUUUAAUGGUCUUGACUGGCCUUGGCAGAACCUAGUCAUUGAAACAAUUCUGUUUUUCCACAAGCCAGGCAUCCACAAUAGAGGCACAAGUGAGGUCGAUAUAAAUAGCAGUGUCCCCUCACCAUACAUAAACAUACCAAUUACUCUGUAUCUGUGCGAUAUUUUCAUAAAAAGGUCUGACCCAGAAGGAAAUGCACCUGCUUUCCUUGCUUUAGUCUUAGCAGCUCCUCCUUCGAGCAGCAAUGCAAUGCCUCCUGAAUACUGGUGACAAGAACGUUGCUUGACCCCUGCCCUGGCCCACAGCAACACCACCUGCUUCUGUGUGGCUCUGGCGCUCUGUUUGGGCAUCCUUUCAGCCAUUCGCAGGGUCGACUUUUGACAUGUGCACCAUUUCAAAGAUGUAAGGCCAACUCAAGUACUAGGAAGCACAGCCAAAGAUACCCAUCACAUGCACACUGUGUCCCUAAAACGAAAUAGAUUAACAUGUGGGCAGUGCCCCACAGACAGCUUCCGAUAUGUAGUUGCUGAUUGUAACUUGUUGCCUUUGCUGAUUGAAAUGAAAGUAUUUAUGGCAGUGACUUCUACUUUAUGUCUAGCUUUGGUCACCUUCCAUGAAUUUGAGGCAAUUUUCUUAUUGAUGAGCUUAUUCUUGUUGACAGUUUUGUUUAUUAUCUUCACUGGCAUUUUAUUUCCUGUUGGCUCCCAGAACUGGGCGAU